AUGGUCUCAACUGCAUACCAAGCCUCCUUGGAUAGCUCAGACCAAACCAUUGUCGAAAUCUUGACCUCAGGCUUCUCAGGUCAACUUAAGGGAUGGUGGGAUAGCUACCUCUCUGACGAACAAAGAGACCAAAUUCUCAAUGCGGUCAAAACCGAUGCUGACGGAAAUAUCAUCACUAACAGGGGCGAACCUGUCCCUGAUGCCGUCAACACUCUCAUCAUGUCAAUCGUUCAACAUUUCAUAGGAGAUCCUAAUAUCUGGCGAGAUCGUUCAGGUGACCUCCUAUCCAAACUUAGGUGUAAAACCUUAGGUGGCUUUAGGUACUAUAAAGAUACCUUCCUCACUAGAGUUUUCACCCGAGAUGAUUGCCAACAACCAUUCUGGAAAGAAACCUUCCUGGCAGGACUCCCUAAAUCUUUAGGAGACAAAGUUAGGGAAAAAAUUCGAACCCAGUUUAAUGGCGAAAUCCCUUACAAUCAAUUAAGUUAUGGCCAGCUCAUAGCUUACAUCCAAAAGGUAGGUCUUAAGAUUUGCCAAGACGAGAAGAUCCAAAACCAAUUGGCCAGAGAAAAAGCCCAGAACCGUAAGGAUCUAGGUAGUUUUUGCCAACAAUUUGGACUUCCUUGUUCCGACAAACCGUCUGGAUCUAGGACUAAAUCCAGAAAAACCCAGAGGUUCCAUAAAUCCAGAACCCAGGAUAAUCAUCCGGUUAAACCUCAUAGGUCUGACCAGCAAUCCAGGACCAGAAUUAAACGGUCUAGUAACCGCCAAACUCAAUCCAGAUCUGCUAGACCCUCGAAGUCAAAGUCUACGCAUAUCUCCAACCAAUCCUUUGACAAGCUAAGAAACUAG
Vigna unguiculata (cowpea) is the source of this 852-nucleotide messenger RNA. The record is from RefSeq and is a predicted model, not a curated record. Lineage: Eukaryota; Viridiplantae; Streptophyta; Magnoliopsida; Fabales; Fabaceae.